This is a messenger RNA of Closterium sp. Naga37s-1, 570 nucleotides long. The record is from the annotation of a GenBank genome assembly. NCBI's taxonomy places the organism in Eukaryota, Viridiplantae, Streptophyta, Zygnematophyceae, Desmidiales, Closteriaceae.
AUGGACUCAUGCCUCAUGGACUCAUGCCUCACUUACUCAUGCCUCACGAACUCAUGCCUCAUGGACUCAUGCCUCAUGGACUUAUGCCUCAUGGACUCAUGCCUCAUGUACUCAUGCCUCAUGUACUCAUGCCUCAUGGACUCAUGCCUCAUGAACACAUGCCUCAUGAACACAUGCCUCAUGGACCCAUGCCUCAUGGACACAUGCCUCAUGGACCCAUGCCUCAUGGACUCAUGCCUCAUGGACCCAUGCCUCAUGGACUCAUGCCUCAUGGACCCAUGCCUCAUGAACCCAUGCCUCAUGGACCCAUGCCUCAUGGACUCAUGCCUCAUUAACUCAUGCCUCAUGAACACAUGCCUCAUGGACUCAUGCCUCAUGGACCCAUGGCUCAUGGACUCAUGCCUCAUGAACACAUGCCUCAUGGACCCAUGCCUCAUGGACCCAUGCCUCAUGGAGCCAUGCCUCAUGGAUGUCGGAAUCUCACCCACCUCCACUGUCCCCUUGCUGUAUCCUUACUUUCUCUGUCCAUGGUUCUCGUUUCUGUCUCCCUUGCUGUGCUCUUCGGCUUAG